Eubalaena glacialis (North Atlantic right whale) is the source of this 1937-nucleotide messenger RNA. Its product is annotated as zinc finger protein 501-like. Lineage: Eukaryota; Metazoa; Chordata; Mammalia; Artiodactyla; Balaenidae. The record is from RefSeq and is a predicted model, not a curated record. Gene Ontology annotation, cellular component: nucleus. Gene Ontology annotation, molecular function: RNA polymerase II cis-regulatory region sequence-specific DNA binding; DNA-binding transcription activator activity, RNA polymerase II-specific. Gene Ontology annotation, biological process: regulation of transcription by RNA polymerase II.
UCGGAAUGAGCGGCAGACGCGUUCCGGUGCUGUUGACCUUCAGGGAUGUGGCCAUCGAAUUCUCUCAGGAGGAGUGGGAAUGCCUGGACCCUGCUCAGAGGGCCUUGUACAGAGAUGUGAUGUUGGAGACCUACAGGAACCUGCUCUCCCUGGGCAUCUGUCUUUCUGAUCUUAAUAUUUUUUCCAUUUUGAAGCAAGGGAAAGAGCCCUGGGCUGUGGAGGGUGAAGUAAAAUUAGUGAAAAAAACCAGAUGGGGGGAACGUUUCAAAGAUGUGAACACAGCUAAGACAUGGGCUCUAGGUGCGCGGGCUUCAGUAGUUCCGCUGAACAAUGAAGUUGGAUUAAGGUUUCAGUCUCAUCUGGCUGAACUUCAGAAGUUUCAAACCAAAGAGAAAAUUUAUAAAUGCAAGCAAGUUGAGAAGUUGAUCAACAAUAGUUGUUCUGCUCCACCACUUAAAAGAAUUCUUCCUAGUGUCAGCAUCAACAUUUGUAGUAAAUCUGGGAAAAUUUUUGUACAUCCUUCAUUACUUAUACAACAUCAGAGAGCACAUAUUACUGAAAAGCCUUACAAAUGUAAUGAUUGUGGGAAAGCUUUUAGAGAAGGCUCAAACCUCACUAGUCAUCAGAGAAUUCAUUCUGGGCAGAGACCUUACAAAUGUAAUGAAUGUGAUAAAGCCUUUAUCCAAUUUGCAAACCUUGCUAGACAUCGGAGAAUCCAUACCAGAGAGAAACCCUAUAAAUGUAAUAUAUGUGGCAAGAGCUGUAGUCAGAAUUCAAAUCUUGCAAGUCAUCAGAAAAUUCAUACUGGAGAGAAACCUUACAAAUGUAGUGAGUGUGGCAAAGCUUUUUCUGGGAAUUCAAGCCUAACUCAACAUAAGAGAAUCCAUACUGGAGAGAAACCUUAUAAAUGUAACGAAUGUGGGAAGGCUUUUAGAGGAAGCUCGAAUCUCACUAAUCAUCAGAGAAUUCAUUCGGGGCAGAGACCUUACAAAUGUAAUGAGUGUGACAAAUCCUUUAACCGAGUCUCACACCUCACUAGACACCAGAGAAUCCACACGGGAGAGAAACCAUAUAAAUGUAGUGUAUGUGGCAAGGUCUGUAGUCAACAUUCAAAUCUUGUAAUUCACCAGAGAAUUCAUACAGGAGAGAAACCUUACAAAUGUAAUGAGUGUGGCAAAGCCUUUAUGGAGCGUUCAAGCCUUACUCAACAUAAGAGAAUCCAUAGUGGAGAAAAGCCUUACAAAUGUAAGGAAUGUGGCAAAGCCUUUAACCAGUCCUCUAACCUUGUCAUACAUCAGAUAAUUCAUACUGGAGAGAAGCCUUACAAAUGUAAUGAGUGUGGCAAAGCCUUUAAUGUGUGUUCAAGCCUUACCCGACAUCAAAGAAUCCAUACAGGGGAGAAGCCUUACAGAUGUGAUGAGUGUGGCAAGGCAUUUAGCCAAUUUGCAAACCUUACUAGACAUCAGAAAAUGCAUACUGGAGAGAAACCUCACAAAUGUAAUGUGUGUGGCAAAACCUUUUAUGCAUAUUCAAGCCUUACUCGACACCAAAGAGUCCACAGUGAAUAGAAACUGUAUAAAAGUCACGUAUUUGGCAAAGCCUCUAAGUAGGGCUCACACUUAACUAGACAACAGAAUAUACAUCUUUGAAAGAAAGCACAUAAAUGUAAUGGGUAUGGCAGGGCUUUUAUCCAAAGAUCAAGCCUUAUGUAAUGUUAGAAUUCCUCCUGGAGAGAAACUUUAUAAAUGUAAUGAAUGAGUUAAGCUUUUAUCAAAUGUUCACACUUUUGGGGUCAUGAGAUGAUUCACAUCAGAGGGAAAACAUACGGUCUGACCUUAGGAUUCACCACAGAAUUUAUAUUGUAGAAAAAUCUUAGAAGUAAUGAAUAUGAUAAACUGUUUCACCAUUUUCUUACAACAGGCUGCACAUCAGAUUCA